Scleropages formosus (Asian bonytongue) is the source of this 1285-nucleotide messenger RNA. RefSeq names its product PDZ binding kinase (gene pbk). NCBI's taxonomy places the organism in Eukaryota, Metazoa, Chordata, Actinopteri, Osteoglossiformes, Osteoglossidae. The record is from RefSeq and is a predicted model, not a curated record. Gene Ontology annotation, biological process: peptidyl-serine phosphorylation. Bases 93 to 1115 code for a protein of 340 amino acids. The transcript is spliced from 8 exons. Gene Ontology annotation, molecular function: protein serine/threonine kinase activity; ATP binding.
GAGACCUCGAACGAAUUUGAAAGUUUGGCGCGCGACGCACUACACUUUCCUCACAGCUGAGCAGGCGGUGGGUUUCGUGAAGAGACCCCAGCAUGGAGAUUGAAAACACCUUCAAGACACCUUGUAAGAAGGAAAGAGCGCAGUGCGGAUCUGCAGGGUCCUGUGGAAUGCCAGUGACCAUUCCCGCUUCUCCGUUCAUGCAGAAACUGGGCUGUGGAACAGGAGUGAAUGUGUAUCUCAUGAACCGUCCUGGGAUACAGACCUAUUCACCUUGGGCCAUAAAGAAAAUCAGCAGCAAAUGCACAGCGACACAGAAGACUGUUUACCAACAACGACUUUGUGAUGAAGCGAAGGUACUAAAAGGACUGCAGCAUCCAAAUAUUGUUGGAUUUCGAGCAUUCACCAAGGCCAAAGAUGGCUCAGAAUGCCUAGCCAUGGAGUAUGGUGGCGAGCAGUCUCUCAACGACCUGAUAGAGCACAGGAGGGAGGACGGCCUUUGGGCUUUCCCAGCGGCCACCAUCGAGAAGGUGGCCUUGCAUGUGGCCCGGGGUCUCCAGUAUCUUCACAAUGAGAAAAAGCUUCUCCACGGUGACAUUAAGUCCUGUAAUGUGGUCAUCAAAGGGGACUUCGAAACAAUUAAAAUCUGUGACGUGGGAGUCUCUCUCCAGCUGGAUGAGAAUCUGAAAGUGUGCAAUCCAAAAGCAGAGUACAUUGGAACAGAACCCUGGAAGCCCAAAGAAGCGCUGGAGGGAGGGGUCAUUACUGGCAAGGCUGACAUCUUUGCUUAUGGCCUGACGCUCUGGGAGAUGAUGACGCUGUCUGUACCCCAUAUGGAGAUGCUGGACCUCGAAGAUGAAGAUUCUUCCUUCAGUGAGGAGGACUUUGACUUUGACGCCUACUAUGAAAGACUCGGGACCCAGCCAGCCCUUGACCAGAAGAACCUGGGAGGUGAAUACCAGAGGAUGGUGGAGCUCUUCUGCAUUUGCACCAAUGAAGACCCAGCUAAGCGACCUUCAGCUGCACAGAUUGUGCAGGUGCUUGAAUCGAAUAUGAAUGCAGUUGAAAAUACCUGUGUAGUGUCAGCUGACAAUUGUUAUCCUAAACUGUUAAUCUAGAACAUGGUUUCUUUAUAGUCAGACAGAUGCACUCUUUCUGUAUUUCUUGUUUGUGGAUUUGUGUUAAUAUUUCAGUGGGGCUUAUCUUUAACCCUUAAAUUCUACUGUAACUUUUAGCCAGAGUUAAAUGUAGGUUUUGAUAUCUUAACGCUCAUGGAAUAAAUGAGACA